AUGGGUAACAAGUCCAAAUUCACCUUCCCAGUUCCGGGACGCUCGAGCAACAAGCAACAACAGGUACCGGCGCUGUCCAUCUCAACCCCCCUGUCCAAGGCGCAGAGGAUACUAGGGACCGGUGGCAUCAACAUCGACUCUCCCCAAUCAGCAAAGGAGCCGAACCGGUCUUGGGAGACGAGCUCGAAUGGCGGCAUCAGCAUCUCCAUAUCCGAGAGCGAGGCCAGCCUAUCUACAGCCGAGACGGGCUUUGGCGCCGUGGACGAAGAUGAGACACCCGAAACCAGCUACGGCAGAGGAAUUUGGGAGCAAGAGUCGGAGAUUAUACCGCGGCAGUUACAGAGCGCUCAUGGGCCUAGCAAGCCUCGUCGAGGUCUGACACCGAAGAGGUCUGCUGUCACUAUUGGUGAAGACUACCGGGAUGGCAUGACAGAUGAUUCUUUUGCGCGCCGGCGCAUGUCCACGUCAACCGUCUGGACACAUUAUGAGUCCGCUAAGAUGCCUCUUGCGAUAUCUCAGCAGACGUCCAACUCGGCCAUGGCAAAGGGUCUUCCAUCAAAAGCCAGCAGACUGAUGGACAUGGAUGGCCCCGUGACAGACUCUGAGAUCAAAAAGAAGAAGCCUUCGAGAUUAGAUUUCUCCAUGUUGAGGUCCAAGAAUCGAAAGGCCAGGAAAGAGAGUUGUACUCCCGAGGUCCCGCCCGUUCUCGGGAACAAUUAUGUUACGAGGUCACCGUCUGUCGUAUCACCAUUUGGCGACCCCCCGCUGGCUUCACCAUCAUACUCCGAAAGCAAUUCACAGACUCCGCGGAAUCUCACGAAACAACAGUCACCCGCUACUCAUGGUAUACCAGCUAGAACGAGUGUCCAACCGAGGGGCACAAAGGAUGCUGCGGGCCUACAUCAACUUUAUAGCCACUAUGAGCAGAUGUCGUUCCGAGAUUCUCCAACAUUCGAGGAGGAGGGGGAGGAGGAGGAAGAAGAGGAACAGAAGGAGGUGCAACAGCCCGAAAAUCAAUUUCUGGAACCUCGCACAUACCAGCCAUCCCUCAACACGUUCCAGCCGUCACUGAAAGGAUCUGCCCGGUCUCGAGAUUUCAUCACGCCGCUGCCACACCCACCGAGCAGGGAUCGCAACAUCGCAUGGGGUCAUUCUCGAGAUGACUCACAUGACAGUAAGGCAACUGCAACAAGAUCCGAGGCGCAAAGUGCGCCACAUGCACGUCCAACUUCAAGGAAGGACUAUGCAACGAGUGUGUCGAGCCGUCAUACUCGUACAUCAAGGGCGUCACCAUCAGCCAGGAGUAUCCUGAGCUCAGACAGGCAAAACAAUAGCGUCCUCUCGCUAUCCGACACAUCAUCAGAUGAAGAAGACCAGGCCAACGAGUGUGUGCCCAGUGCAUCUCUACUGCACCAGAGUAACUCAUCUCGUGACGAUCUGAGUAUGUCAUCUGGUCACAGACAGUGUGGCGGCGCUCGACCGGCCGCUGCUCACCCCAGAGCGACAAACCACGCUGGGGAUGCAACUUUGACACAACAUAACGACUAUCUAACCAUCCCCCAGGCCCUCCCAAAGACUCGGACUGGGCGUUCAUUUUCAGGCAGCACAUCAGGCUCUAGGAAUUCGACUAUCAGUACACUUCAACCCCGCCACCCUCCCGUUCCAUCCGCACAAGAUCGACGGCGCUCUUCUCCCCGAACUUUUGAGACGACGGACUCGAUAUCACCCCGCCAGUCCGGCUUUGGGGUCCAGGAGGCGAGGGUGGUCUCGUUCAUGCCACUGAGCUUGACAGCUGAGGCCGCGUCAAGAGUCACGGUACCGGACACACCCAGCCAUCUAGACCAGAUACUAUUCCGCAAUACAAAUAACCGCACAUCGAAUAAUUCUCACGGCUCGGACCAGCCUACUCCACCGCUAUCGCCCAACAGUGUGGAAUUCUGCAUAGGACGACCGGGAUCGUCCUUACACAAGCGCCCGAUGGCUGUCACACCUGCCGAAGCAGCGCACAACGCACGCAUGAUGGCUGUAACGAAGCAGGAGGAGAUGCUACUCGCUGCACUGCGUAAGAAGAGGGCUAGAAUGUGGGAGAACAUCAUCGCCGAGAUUAAGGAAGACAGGAGUAGUCGGGCCGGCGGAUCGUCAAGCGGCUGCAGUGGCAGCGGAGGAAGCGACGACAAGAUUCUGACGUCCGCAUCGCCGAACACGAAAGUCAAUCCCACGGGUUUCCCGACGCGAAAAUCCUCACUCGUAGGACGCGGCGACAAGCGGAACGGCCACGGCCACGAGCGGCAGCACGACCAUCAUGCUGAUGGAGCUCCCAAGGUUGGUUUACCGCCGAUACCCAGCCACGCCCACCCGGAGACCAAGGUUGCACACCCCAACUCAACCCCAAACAUAGGCCUCGCCAGCACGAGUCCCGAGCCUCCGCGCCACGAGCGCGUGCUCCUGUACCUCGACCGGCCGCUCAAUGGCGUCGACCCCAUCAACGACACGGCCGAGCCGAGCCCGGACAUCAGCGAGUUCCAGUUCUUCGACAGCGAGUACGCGCACAACAACAACGACGGGCGGCGCUCACGCACACCCUCGCGUAUGGUCAGCACGUACCACCACUACAACAGCAAGCGCGGCAGCGAGCGGCCGCGGCCCGACUCGAGCCCCGUCAGCCCGCGCAGCUCGCCGCUGGGCCUCGCGUUUGGGUUUCCGAAGCCGCAGUCGACGAUCCUAAAGGAGGUGCCCGAGUUCAACGAGGCGGAUGAGGAUGGCCGUGGUCAUGGCUACCGGGAUGAUGUUGAUGUUGAUGAUGAUGUGGAUGAUAUGGACUUUGACGACUUCGACGAUGUCGGUGGCGGCAUCCAGCACGAGCACGACCACCGGCCGCACGGCGAACAGCCGCAGCUGCCGAACGGGCAGGACAAGGGCGUCGCGAGGCCGGAUAGUCCCGUCUCGCCUGGUCUGCUGCACCCGUCGAGCGCGAAGCAUGUGCGCAGUAAGAAGAGCACGGUCAGACUGAGCGCGGUUGGGCAGGCUAGUUCUUCGAUGCCGUGGUGGGGAGACGAUGAUUGA
Molecule: messenger RNA, 3063 nt
Organism: Anthostomella pinea
Lineage: Eukaryota; Fungi; Ascomycota; Sordariomycetes; Xylariales; Xylariaceae
Source: the annotation of a GenBank genome assembly